AUGAGAACCCGCUCUGCGGAGGCGGGAAGGCGUUCCAACGGCCGGCAAACCACAUCCGCGAAAGUGUCGCCAAGAACUGAGACUACCAUCCCUCCAGCGGCCCUCCCUCGAGCGAGCGUCGACAGGGCGCCCCGCAUCGCUCCAAGAGGAAUCAUGAGGGUCGCCUAUCGACGGCGCCAUGCCGGUCCAGACGGCCAAAUCCCCGACUUCCUGCGGAGCGAGUUCAAGUCCGGCUCAUGGGAACGAACAGGUUUUGACAUCGACUUCCCCGCGAUCGCGAAGGAACCCGCAGUAGCCGCGGCGAUCGGCUACACGGGCCGCAACUUCAUCGGGGACGCCAUGGACAUCAGGCGGUGGUACAACAGAGACGCCAACGUCAUGGCCGGCAGCGUCGUUUUCUCGUUGGGCUGCGAGGGGCCGCCGGACCACGUCCACGGAGGCGCGGUGUCUACCGCGCUAGACGACGUCCUUGGCACCAUGGCGUGGCGAGAGGUGGGCUUCCCGAGAUGGGGGCUCCCAACGAUGCGGCUCACGGUCCGAUUUCUGGCGGGCGCUCCCAUGGAACGCCAGCUGCGCUUCGACACACGUGUCGUCAAGCGGGAAGGCCGUAAGGUUUUUGUGGAGGCCGCGCUGCGAGACCCCACCUGCGGCAACAAGCUCCUGGCGGAGGGAGAGGGCCUGUUCUACCUCAGGAAACGACCAGCAUCACCCCAGACACAGCAGCCACCGCUAACAACGCGGCCGCCGCCAACAUCGGACGCCGCUGCCAAGUCCUCUCACGGGCGACUUACGCCGUCAUCGGCAGAACGUGGAGCAGAGAGAUCGCAGCUGCCAAUGCCACCGCCGCCGCCGACACCAUCGCCGCCGACACCAUCGCCGAGUUUCGGUACCGGUAACCCGAACGCCGUCGCGAACCUCAUCGCGUUCUACCGGGGGGCGGGGGGCGGCGAUCCCACCACCACCGCCACCGCCACCGCCACCGCCACCGCUAACGCGCUUCGGCAAAGACAACGACGAUCAAGACUUUGA
Molecule: messenger RNA, 1029 nt
Organism: Ectocarpus siliculosus
Lineage: Eukaryota; Phaeophyceae; Ectocarpales; Ectocarpaceae
Source: the annotation of a GenBank genome assembly